GGGGCUCAACAGGCGGAACAGAUAAAACAGGUAUGAGUGAGUGUCCUGAGCUGGAGUCACGGCUGCCAUUCUCUCCACCGUCUCUGUUGCACUUGCUCCAGAACCACAACCAGAACCACAGGACUGACAAAUAACAUGAGGUGUCACAGAUUUAAAUGUCUGUUGGCCUUCGUGUGUUUCGUGUCGGUUACUUGGAUUAAAUCAGUUCACCGUGACGCAGUGCCACCAGUCAUGCAGACCCUGUAUGAGCGUCUGCUGGCGGCUGAAGAGCGGGGAGUGGAGGUCAACAGGAACCUGAGCAGCAUCCUCGAGCAGCUGAGGAAUCUGUCCAAAGCAGAAACAUUAAACUCUACCAAGCAGCCGACAGGUGAUCCUGGUCAGCAGAUUCACCUGCAGCCUAACAUUUACUUUUACAUGCCUCACCUCAGACGACACUCAGACAGCCUCGUACCCAACGUUGUCCUGGGGCAGGGACGUCGUGGAGUGUCCAUGGUGCUGGGCGUUCCUACAGUGAAGCGUACUAAGCAGAGCUACCUGGUCAGCACACUCCAAUCUCUGCUCUUCAACCUGUCUCCCUCUCAACGUCAAGAUCUCCUCAUUAUUGUGUUUGUGGCCGAGGUGGACUCUGACUAUGUGAACAGCAUAGCACAGGCCGUCAGCAAAAAUUUCCCCACAGACGUGCAGUCGGGUUUACUGGAGGUCGUCUCGCCUUCACAGUUUUACUAUCCUGACUUCAGCAACCUCACAGAAACCUUAGGAGACUCCAAAGAAAGAGUCAAAUGGAGAACAAAGCAGAAUCUGGACUUCAGCUUCCUCAUGCUGUACGCUAAGGACAAAGGAACCUAUUAUGUUCAGUUGGAGGAUGAUGUCGUUGCUAAGGAAGGUUACUACGACGCCAUGAAGACCUUUGCCGACCAGGAGGCAUCAAAGCCAUGGAUCUACCUCGAGUUCUCCCAGCUUGGAUUCAUAGGGAAGAUGUUUCGGACUCGCGACCUCGCCAUGAUUACAGACUUUUUCCUGAUGUUCCAUAGAGACAAACCUAUUGACUGGCUGCUGGAUCACAUUCUGUGGGUGAAGGUUUGCAACCCAGAGAAAGACGCGAAACACUGUGCUACACAGAAGGCGUCGCUCAAGCAGAGGUACAAGCCAUCGCUCUUCCAGCAUGUGGGUCUUCACUCGUCACUCCCUGGCAAACUGCAGCCCCUGAAGGAUAAGGACUUUGGGAAGCAGACUCUUUACUUUCCUCACAUUAACCCGCCUGCAGCACUGAACAGCAGCCUGCAGCACUACCAGCAGCACAGUCUGCAGAGAGCUUACAGAGGAGAGGACUUCUUCUGGGCUUUAACUCCAGUCAAGGGUGAUUACAUCAUUAUCCAGUUCCCUCAACCAAUCCACAUAACUGGGUUCCUGUUUCGCAGUGGAAACACUGAGAACUUUGGAGAUAAAAUGAAUAACACCACAGUGGAAGUGUUGCCCAGCAACGGAUCAACACAAGACGAAGAGUCUGAGCGCUACACACGUGUUGGUGAGUUUGUGGACGGCGUUGCCGCGGGAACGAUCGAGGACACGCUGCAGCCAGUGUCAGCUCUGCGUCUCGUUGUUCACUCAAACUCUGAUGUAUGGACUGUGAUGAGUGAGAUAUACAUUAAAGUGUGACCUCUGACCUCAGACGGAGGACGUGAGCACCAACAGCUGAACAAACUGCGCCCCUGCUGGUCACAGACUGUCACUGCAGACGCUCUCUGUGAUCUGAGCUGAGCUAAAGUCACAUACUGUCACUUUAAACAUGAAGAAAGGGAAGUGAGCACUGAGAUGCUGCACUCAUCAUUUAUUUAUACACCGAUGUUUUUAUUUUUUAAAAAUGAUCACCUAAUAAAUGUCCACCCAUGUUAACUGUA
Solea senegalensis (Senegalese sole) is the source of this 1898-nucleotide messenger RNA. RefSeq names its product Alpha-1,3-mannosyl-glycoprotein 4-beta-N-acetylglucosaminyltransferase B-like. Gene Ontology annotation, cellular component: Golgi stack; endoplasmic reticulum; endoplasmic reticulum-Golgi intermediate compartment. Gene Ontology annotation, molecular function: acetylglucosaminyltransferase activity. The coding region runs from base 136 to 1656 and encodes 506 amino acids. The transcript has 15 exons. The record is from RefSeq and is a predicted model, not a curated record. NCBI's taxonomy places the organism in Eukaryota, Metazoa, Chordata, Actinopteri, Pleuronectiformes, Soleidae. Gene Ontology annotation, biological process: protein N-linked glycosylation.